Molecule: messenger RNA, 1029 nt
Organism: Acanthopagrus latus (yellowfin seabream)
Lineage: Eukaryota; Metazoa; Chordata; Actinopteri; Spariformes; Sparidae
Product: rhamnose-binding lectin-like
Exons: 7
Coding region: 247-816 (189 amino acids)
Molecular function (GO): carbohydrate binding
Source: RefSeq, a predicted model, not a curated record
GUCCUUUGGCUGCUGUGACGCAGAAAUGUCCCCGUUUGCAGUACUAAUGAAGGAAUUCUGACUCUGGUUCUGAAUCAGAAUAUGUUCCCAUGCUCAUUACCUACUGUGUACACUAUGAACUACAGUUGGAAGUCAACACCUGUUCUUCAUUUGUUGGCCUCCAGUUAAAUAGUUUAGUCAAAUACCUUGUUCUCUUCCGAGAGAACAAGGUCGAGGCAGUUGGAGGGAAACGGAGACAGGUGAAAGAUGGACCGUGUAGCGCUGACCCUGCUCACCUUUCUGGCUGUUGUGCUCAUCCUGUUUUCAGUCACUGGCCAAGCCAACUCUGAAUUAUCAUGGCCGUCACUUCCACCUCCUGUGUCAUCAUCAUCAGAAGUGGAGGGGAAGGAGAGCAACAGCACUGUAAAAACAAAAGCAGUCCGUCAAUACAGAGCAAAAUCAGCAAAUAUCAGAAGACCAGCAUUUCCAUUAGGAUUUCCCCUUUUCAACAACUUGAAUCCUCUUCAGAACACACAUCCCUCUUCAUUUGAGGGCAUGAUCUGCGGUGGGAAAUUUGGCCAAUUCCGAUGCUUUCAUAGGAAGACAAUAAAGAUAGAGUCAGCGUUCUACGGUCGUCUGAAAGAAAACGUGUGUUUGAGCUCCAAGCUGUACGGGACAAAGCAAAGCACCAGCUGCAGGCGUGACGUCACUACGACCCUGGGCAAACUGUGUAACGGUGACGCAGUGUGUUACAUCCAUGCAACCAAUGCAGUGAUGGGAGGAGACCCCUGUCCACACACCUACAAGUACCUGUCCUUCAGCGCCCGCUGUGUCUAACAGCUCGACCACGACGAGGAGCUGAACUGAGCAUGAACUGAUGAGUCAGAUCAGCUCCACCUUGAGACCUCAUAUCAAAUUACUUUACUAUCAGCGAUGAUCACAACUGUAAUCACUGAUGAGUUAAAUUGUUCAUCUACUCUGUGAUGAAACAGAAAACAUGUUUAACGUGUGUACUGCUGAUAUGAUUAAUAUCAAAUAAAUCUGUCACUG